Molecule: messenger RNA, 1389 nt
Organism: Pseudovirgaria hyperparasitica
Lineage: Eukaryota; Fungi; Ascomycota; Dothideomycetes; Acrospermales; Acrospermaceae
Product: Aldo/keto reductase
Exons: 5
Coding region: 188-1225 (345 amino acids)
Molecular function (GO): oxidoreductase activity
Source: RefSeq, a predicted model, not a curated record
CAAUCCGUCGCUCGGACUUAGUAUUACAUCCGUAAGCCAUAUAUCAGAGUAAAGCCAAGCUUCAUCGUGCCAGACAGCUCCCAAGUUACACCACUUUCUCCACUCCUCCAGUUAAAUAUUCACAAACACUCUGGUGCAUGCUCGGUAGACCUACAGUUUAAGCAAUACUCCACGACUCUACUCCAGAAUGCCUCUCGUAGCCACGAACCCGAAACCGAGAGUGAUCCUAGGUCUUAUGACCUUUGGACCUCACCCUGAGCAGGGAGCCAGAAUCACGUCAAUGGACGAGUACAAAAAGUGCUUGGACUACUUCCAGCAGCAGGGCUACAAUGAAGUAGACACUGCUCGCGUCUACGUGGGCGGCACCCAGGAGGCCUUUACCACAGAGGCUGGCUGGAAGGAGAGGGGCCUGACCCUGGCUACGAAGUGGUAUCCGCAAACCCCUGGCGCGCAUAAGCCGGCAGUGGUCAGGGAGCAGUUGGAAAAGAGUCUGGCCGAAUUGAAGACGAAUUGUGUCGACAUAUUCUAUCUCCAUGCUCCAGACCGGAGUGUUCCAUUCGACGAGACGCUUGAGGAGGUAAAUAAGCUUCACAAGGAGGGCAAGUUUGUUCAGCUGGGUUUGAGUAACUUCACCGCGUUUGAAGUUGCGGAGGUUUGUAUCAUGUGUAGGGAGCGUGGGUGGGUAAAGCCUACCAUCUAUCAGGGAAUGUAUAAUGCUAUCACUCGCUCUCUCGAAACGGAACUUAUUCCUGCGUGCCGCCGAUACGGCCUCUCGGUCGUCGUUUACAACCCCCUUGCCGGAGGCCUCUUCAGCGGCAAGAUCAAAGCCCCCGAAGAUGUCGGGACGGAAGGACGCUUCAGCGAUGCGACCAAGGUGGGCGCCAUGUAUCGACAGCGGUACUUCAAGGACGCCACCUUUGACGCGCUGAGAAUUAUCAGCCCGGUUGUCGAGAAGCAUGGCCUCACGCUGCUUGAGACGGCAUUGAGGUGGGUUGUGCACCAUUCUGCGCUGAAUGUCAAGGGCGAUGGUCUGGGCAACCAGGACGGUAUCAUCAUCGGUGUCAGCAGCUUUGGCCAGCUGGAAAGUAACCUGGCCGAUUGCGAAAAGGGGCCUCUGCCUGACGACGUCGUGAAGGCUUUGGAUGAGGCCUGGCUCGUGACAAAGGCUACGACUCCAAAUUACUGGCAUUUGGACCUGAAAUAUACUUAUAAGCUGAAGAUGUAAGACUUGAAUGGGAUGAAGUUGUCGCGGCUUGAUCACAUGUAAAGUAGAAAGAAAACGAUUUCAUGAUAUCUCGCUGUGAGAGCUUUCUAAACGCCGCUAAGUCAAGGUCAUACACCUGUUGUUCAACACUUGAGCAACUCUUGGAAAGGAUUAAAUACAGAUGU